AUGUCCGCAAAAUACGUUCUCUCCGGAGCAGUCGCAAUGGCUAGCUUCAUUGGAGCACAAGCAGCUCUUAAUUUGAACUCUUCAAGCAACAUUGCCCUAUACUGGGGUCAGAACUCAUACGGCCAGGCCAGCGGUGACCUUGAACAACAAAACCUGGCGUACUACUGUCAAAACACAGAUGUUGAUGUUUUGCAAUUGGCCUUUGUCACUGUUAUCAACGGGCCCGGUGGCGUGCCCGAGAUCAACUUUGCUAAUAUUGGCAACAACUGUACUACUUUUGACGGCACUGCUCUAUUGGAUUGCCCUCAAGUCGGUGACGAUAUCAAGACAUGCCAGGCAGCUGGCAAGACCAUCCUCCUUUCCAUCGGUGGUGCCACAUAUUCCGAAGGAGGAUUCACUUCCACAACUGCUGCUACCGCUGGUGCGCAGUUGAUCUGGGAGACCUUCGGUCCCGACUCUAACAGCUCGGCUCUCCGCCCCUUCGGAGACGCUGUUGUUGACGGAUUUGACUUUGACUUUGAGGCCACUGUUUCCAACAUGGCCACCUUCGGCAACGAGCUCCGCUCCCUCAUGAACGCCGACACCAGCAAGAAAUAUUACUUGACUGCCGCCCCACAAUGCGUCUAUCCUGAUGCUGCCGACAACGAAAUGCUCAACGGUGCCGUCAGCUUCGACGCCAUCUGGGUCCAGUUCUACAACAACUACUGCGGAGUCAACGACUACGUUGCAGGCGCCAGCACCCAGAAUUACAACUUCGCGACUUGGGACACCUGGGCCAAGAACACCUCUGCCAACCCAAACGUCAAGGUCUUUGUUGGUGUUCCCGGUAACACCGGUGCUGCCGGAACUGGAUACCUCUCUCCCUCUGCCCUUCAGCCAGUUCUUCAAUACUCUGCUACUUUCUCUAGCUUUGGUGGUGUCAUGAUCUGGGACGCUAGCCAGGCCUAUGCUAAUAGCGGCUUUAUCACUGGUGUUGCAUCGGAUUUGGGUAGCAGUAGCAGCGGUACUAUUUCCCGCAUCAUGCGCCGCCUUGUCGACCGUUCUUACUGGUAA
Molecule: messenger RNA, 1053 nt
Organism: Talaromyces amestolkiae
Lineage: Eukaryota; Fungi; Ascomycota; Eurotiomycetes; Eurotiales; Trichocomaceae
Exons: 3
Coding region: 1-1053 (350 amino acids)
Biological process (GO): carbohydrate metabolic process
Cellular component (GO): extracellular region
Molecular function (GO): chitinase activity
Source: RefSeq, a predicted model, not a curated record